This is a messenger RNA of Paramecium sonneborni, 402 nucleotides long. The record is from the annotation of a GenBank genome assembly. NCBI's taxonomy places the organism in Eukaryota, Ciliophora, Oligohymenophorea, Peniculida, Parameciidae.
AUGAUAAAAGAUAACAGAAGGAUAAAAAGAAGAAUAUCUCAUCAAAAAUAUGAAUUAGAAAAACUCUAAUAGAGUGAACUUAUCCACUUUGAAAAUUAUACAUCUGAUGAGCUAGAAAAAAAAUAAAAAACUUAAGGUGUUAGCCCUGUUAGUAUAAAAAUUAAUCGAUAAUAAUUUGGAUUGCCUAAAAUUCAACAUUCUCCAAAUAUUCAAACCAAUAAAUAUAUUGGAGAAUUUAAUAACAUGUUAGGAAUCUUAACUAGUAAACAUUAAAUUCCUCAUCGAAAUAAUAGUUUGAAUAGGAAAGUAUAUUAUAAAAAUAACAAUGAUACAUUUAUUGAGAGAUAAAAUUUUGUAAUCAAUCAAUUUUUUAGGCCAAGAAAAUUAGGAGUUUGUAGAUGA